Peromyscus leucopus (white-footed mouse) is the source of this 747-nucleotide messenger RNA. Its product is annotated as NHP2-like protein 1. The transcript has a single exon. Bases 319 to 705 code for a protein of 128 amino acids. Gene Ontology annotation, biological process: mRNA splicing, via spliceosome; maturation of SSU-rRNA; ribosome biogenesis. Gene Ontology annotation, molecular function: RNA binding. The record is from RefSeq and is a predicted model, not a curated record. Gene Ontology annotation, cellular component: box C/D methylation guide snoRNP complex; small-subunit processome; precatalytic spliceosome. Lineage: Eukaryota; Metazoa; Chordata; Mammalia; Rodentia; Cricetidae.
GAGGGAAAUUAAAAUGUGUUCUUCCGUUUUGACUUUCUACACAGCCUAAAGAAGGCCUCCUGGCGAAGUUGUCACAGUCAAUCCGGUCUUACAGUCCUGAGUGCAGUCUACCAACAUCUCAUUUGUUUAGCAGCUGACAAGAAUGCAGUUCUUGGUUCUGACGGCAAGUUGUGUUUCGCCUCCGGUCCUCAGUACAGACGCUGCUGACAGACAGACUCCAGACUUGAACUCAUUAGACUCCUGCGGAAUGGAAAGGAGCAAGCUGGCGGCCUGAGGUGGGCUGUUCUCGAAUCGCUGCGAGGCCGGCGCACCGCAGCCAUGACAGAGGCUGAUGUAAAUCCGAAGGCCUAUCCCCUCGCAGAUGCCCGCCUCACCAAGAAGUUGCUGGACCUCGGUCAGCCGUCAUGUAACUACAAGCAGCUCCGGAAAGGAGCCAAUGAAGCUACCGAAACCCUCAACAGGGGCAUCUCUGAGUUCAUUGUGAUGGCAGCAGACGCCGAGCCCUUGGAGAUCACCCCGCACCUCCCACUGCUGUGUGAAGACAAGAAUGUCCCCUAUGUAUUUAUGUGCUCCAAGCAGGCCCUAGGAUGGGCCUGUGGGGUCUCCGGACCUGUCUUUGCCUGUUCGAUUACCAUCAAAGAAAGGUCCCAGCUAAAGCAGCAGAUCCAGUCCACCCAGCGGUCUAUUGAAAAGCUCCUGGUGUAGGCCUGUACUUGUGUAUCAUAUUGUAUGUUAGCAUGUGGUACU